AUUGGAUUGGUGCGAUUCAAUGUUUAUGUGUGUAACACGUUGAUGAGAUUGUAUUCCGUCUGCGGCUCCAUCGACGCUGUGCAGAAGUUGUUCGGCGAAUGUCCUCACCGGGAUUUGGUGUCUUGGACCACGCUCAUUCAAGCGUUUACGAAGGCUGGGCUCUAUAGGAAAGCGGUUGGAGCUUUUAUGGAGAUGUGUGAUCUGAAGCUAAGGGUUGAUGGGCGGACUCUGGUGGUUGUCCUCUCUGCUUUCUCCAACUUGGGAGACCUGAAUUUGGGUCGGAAAGUGCAUGCCUAUAUCCACCAUUACAUUGACGUGAAUGCAGAUGUAUUUGUUGGCAAUGCCUUGUUAGAUAUGUACUUGAAAUGUGAUGAUUCGAACUCUGCUUACAAAGUGUUCGACGAAAUGCCUGUGCGAAAUGUGGUUACUUGGAAUGCUAUGAUUUCGGGGUUGGCUUAUCAAGGCCGGUACAAGGAAGCUCUGGACAUGUUCCGUAGGAUGCAAAGAACAGGGCCCAAGCCAGACGAGGUUACGUUAGUAGGGGUUUUGAACUCUUGCGCGAACCUUGGAGUUCUUGAGUUGGGUAAGUGGGUUCAUGCAUACAUGCGUAGAAAUCAUAUUUUGGCUGAUAAAUUUGUUGGGAAUGCACUUCUUGAUAUGUAUGCAAAAUGUGGAAGAAUAGACGAAGCUUUUAGGGUGUUUGAGAGCAUGAAAAGAAGGGAUGUCUAUUCAUACACAGCCAUGAUUGUUGGGCUGGCCUUGCAUGGUGAAGCAAACUGGGCAUUCCAGGUCUUCUCCAGGAUGUUAAGAGAAGGUGUUGAGCCAAACGAAGUAACAUUUUUAGGUCUUCUCAUGGCUUGCAGCCACAGUGGAUUAGUUUCCGAUGGCAAGAAGUACUUUUUCGACAUGUUGAAUACAUAUAAGCUUAGACCUCAAGCAGAGCAUUAUGGCUGCAUGAUUGACCUUCUUGGGCGUGCAGGUUUAGUGAAGGAAGCAGAAGAGAUUAUCCACAGCAUGGAAAUCAGGCCAGAUGCCUUCGCUUGGGGAGCUCUAUUAGGGGCUUGCAGGAUUCAUGGAAAUGUCAACCUCGGGGAAAGUGUGAUGCAAAAGUUGAUGAAUUUAGAUCCUGGUGAAGAUGGUAAUUACAUUCUUAUGACUAAUUUAUAUUCUUCUGCUCAUAGAUGGAAAGAUGCAUUGAAAUUAAGAAAGAAGAUGAAAAGUAAGAAGAUGAGGAAGACUCCUGGAUGUAGUUUGAUUGAAGUUGAUGGUGUUGUUCAUGAAUUUCGCAAGGGUGACAAGUCACAUCCAAAAAACAGAGUGAUAUAUUCAGUAUUGGAAGGAAUCGCUUGUCAUUUAAAGAGCUAUGGGACUGUGGAACACAGUACAUUUUCAUGGUAGACUUAAAUUACUUUGUCGAUCGUGGGAGAGUGGGAUGAAGAAAUUACUCAACUUGACCGAAUCAGCUUCAUGCUCUGCUCCCACUUAAACGGAAAGGCUUCGACAAGUAAGUUCCCACCUUUGCUUUCGUGUAUAGUUGCCACUAUUUUGAGUAACAACACAUAAAUUUAAAGUUGGAAUUUAUUCCCUAA
Messenger RNA from Cucurbita pepo subsp. pepo (vegetable marrow), 1589 nucleotides. The record is from RefSeq and is a predicted model, not a curated record. NCBI's taxonomy places the organism in Eukaryota, Viridiplantae, Streptophyta, Magnoliopsida, Cucurbitales, Cucurbitaceae.